Antechinus flavipes (yellow-footed antechinus) is the source of this 908-nucleotide messenger RNA. It is a transcript of the gene PRXL2B, whose product is annotated as peroxiredoxin like 2B. The record is from RefSeq and is a predicted model, not a curated record. Bases 146 to 679 code for a protein of 177 amino acids. NCBI's taxonomy places the organism in Eukaryota, Metazoa, Chordata, Mammalia, Dasyuromorphia, Dasyuridae. The transcript is spliced from 7 exons.
UAUCCGAGUGGUUGGCAAAGUCCAAGUGUAGGUCAGCUGGGCUAUCCCGAGGUCUAGGUAGAUCGGGCCCAGGCUCCCCACCCCCCUCAGCGUCCCUGUGCUGGGGCAGUGGACUGAGCUUGUGGAGGAUCCUCUGGGGCCUGCGAUGAGCGCCCUGGAUCUGGCUCGGGUGGGCGCUUGUGUCCUCAAGAGCGUAGCGACCGGGGAGGCCGUGGAGCUGCGGAGCCUGUGGCAGGAGCGCACCUGCGUGGUCCUGGGGCUGCGGCGCUUCGGCUGCGUGGUGUGUCGCUGGAUCGCCCAGGAUCUCAGCAGCAUCAAGGACCUCCUGGAUCAACACGACGUGCGCCUGGUGGGAAUCGCCCCCGAGACCCUGGGCCUGCAGGAGUUUCAGGAGGGAAAUUACUUUAAAGGAGAGCUUUAUCUUGAUGAAAGUAAGCAGAGUUACAAGGAACUGGGAUUUAAGAGAUACAAUAGCUUGAGCAUCAUCCCAGCUGCUUUUGGGAAGCCAGUCAGGGAUGUAGCUGCCAAGGCAAAGGCCAUUGGCAUCCACGAAAACUUGUCCGGUGACCUCCUGCAAAGUGGAGGGAUGUUAAUUGUUAGCAAAGGUGGUAACAAGGUGCUGCUGCAUUUCAUCCAGAGCUCGCCUGGGGAUUAUGUUCCCCUAGAAACUAUCUUCUAGACGUUGGGCAUCUCUGCAGACGCUCACUCCAGUGAAAAGCCUCAGUGCAAUGAGGACGUGUGCACAAGAUGAGGGUACCGAUUCCCCUACCAGAUCCCUGUAGACUGCCUACUCCUCCUGGGUCAGACUGAAGAACUCCUUCAUAGGAGGCAGGGAUGCAGUCAAGAUUUGCCUAUGAGCCAUACACGACCCAUGGAUGCUAUUAAUUAAAACUAGGUUAUCAAAUGAA